CUGCAGUCGGUCCUGGAAAGUGACACGUUCAUUCACUGCCGCUGACUUUACAUUGUGUAGUUUGUCUGUUUCCUCAAGAUCUUGACACAACCAACAAAUCUGAAUAAAAACACAUAUCACAGUUUGAGGCAUCGUCUUUGCUGACAACUAUCAAAUUUGUGUCCUUCAAGCCACUACGGGGUGCUAAAUAUCACCCAGCUGCAUGCCAAUAUGCCUGAUCACUGGCUCACCCCUGGCAGUAAUGCAGGUUGGUCUUCAGCUCACCGGCAGCACCUCAGUCUUGAUCUCAGUGCAGCCUGAACCUGUCGUCCUCAGGAACCGACACCCCAUCACCCCUGAACAUCAUCCACCAAGUCCUGAUCCAAGGAAUCGCUAAUCCUAAGCAGGUCAUGGAUGGACUGGGCCAACCGCCGACGCCACACCCACCCAAGACCUGCAGCUCACCCAAUGAGAGGCCUUGUUGGAGUGUGGAUGUGAGAGUGGCUGUGCUGCUGGUGAUGCUGGCUGGAGCUGUCAUCCUGCUGCUGCUCUACAGACUCUUACAGCUGAGACACAGGUUGAGGCUGGCCCUAGCAGGUCACGCUCUGGAAUACCACAGCUUCUACCACGCUGCUACUUACACGCUCAAACACCUUGAACCUCCUCAGGACCUGCCUAACAAAAACGGGAUAGCCCUUGAUGCUGCUCUACCGGUCCAAACUGUAACCACCGACACACCCGCCACCAUCACCCCACUCCCGCCUCCAGCACCACCACCAUCACCCCCCAUGACACUCCCCCCACCUCCUGUCUUGGCCCCACCCCCUCAAGCCCUGCCCAUGCCUAUAAUCCACACCACCCCGCCCAGCCCUCAUCUGUCAUGGGGCGCUUGCUCAGAUGUGGACGUGUACUCUCGGAUCGGAGCGUUCCGGUCCUCCAGGCUCUCCAGCCUGUCCAGCCAAUCGAAGGUCAUCCUGUUUGAACACUCCUCCCUCUGAGGGCUGACGCACAACCUGACUGACAUAAUGAUCAAAGCGUCGAAGUCAGAAGGCACAUCAGCCUGCCGUGGCACUGACAUAAAAAUAAUAACAAAAUUAAUCAGACACAGGGGUUCGCUUUUAGUACGGAU
Messenger RNA from Thalassophryne amazonica, 1108 nucleotides. RefSeq lists its product as uncharacterized. NCBI's taxonomy places the organism in Eukaryota, Metazoa, Chordata, Actinopteri, Batrachoidiformes, Batrachoididae. Bases 390 to 977 code for a protein of 195 amino acids. The record is from RefSeq and is a predicted model, not a curated record. The transcript has 3 exons.